UCAACUCGGGUGCUCUUGGAAACGAACUUUCACCAUAUGCAUCUAAGUGGAUUUGAGAUAUUUCAUUGUGCUCGCUUCUACCUAAAACUCUUCUUAAGGAAGAUUAUUCCUUCCCACCAGUACCACCUUACUAUUUAUCAUCCAGCACAACUCUUUUCCUUUCUCUCUCUCCCACAUUCGCUUUGUUUCACUUUGGCAUCCUCAUUCGAGGGCUAUAAAACCAGUUUAUCCUCAAUACCUUGCAACGGCCAAGUUACAUAGGCUAGGAAAAUCUUAUAGAGGAUUCCAUCAUGCGUUUCUAUAUCCUUUUGGCCUUGUGCCUUUCAAUUGUCCAAAUUCAGGCGACACCAACUUUUGGAUUUUUCAAUCCCAUUGCUGCUCUUCAAGCAGAUAUCCUUAAAAUAAUGAACGAGGUCGAGUGCAUGCUUGGCACAAAAUCUUCUUUUAUCCCCGCAAUUCUUACCAAAGGCAAUCCCAAAGCCGUUACAUCAAACAAGUGCUCACCAACCAAAGCAACGGCCACUAGUGCUGCUGCAGUCAAAACUUCUGUCUCUUCUCUCCAAUCGGUAGCCCUAUCCAAAUGGAGUUCGCUUCAAAGUUUAUUGUCGACAACCACUACACUUCCUCCUAUACUUACCACGAGUGUCACUGUCUCAACCGCUAAAACCGCUUCGAGCACUUCAGCUGUAGUGUCAACUUCGACAACUGCAAAGGCUACAUCUCCAACUGCAACAGCAAGUUCCACAACAGCCAAAGCAUCUUCGAUCACUAGCCAAGUUACUUCUUCAGCAGUAUCUUCUGCAUCAGCAUCAUCCUCAACCAGCAAGACUGUAAGCUCGCGCAUCGCGGUAGGAACUCCAUGUGCAGGUAAUACUGCCGCCGAUAGAUCACAGUGGUGCGACUAUUCUACCAGCACAGAUUACUACAAUGAGGUGCCAAAUACCGGGAUCACCCGCGAGGUAAGAAACUUUUUCAAAUAACUGAUAUAUUUCUCUAAUCUCAUAAUUUAGUAUUGGCUCAAUAUUCAAGAUGGCGUCGCUUCACCUGACGGAAUUUCAAGAUAUGUUCAGACGGUUAAUGGAAGUAUCCCAGGUCCAACUAUUAUUGCUGACUGGGGUGAUAAUGUUGUGGUACAUGUAACCAACAAUCUUUCUGUCAAUGGUUCAACUAUUCAUUUCCAUGGUAUACAUCAAAAUUAUACCAAUCAAAAUGACGGAGUGCCAUCAAUUACGCAAUGUCCCAUCGCCUUCGGAGCUACUUAUACCUACAAAUGGAAAGCCACCCAAUAUGGUUCAUCAUGGUAUCAUUCUCACGUUGGACUACAAGCGUGGGAAGGUGUAGCUGGUGGUAUCAUUAUCAAUGGUCCUUCUACAGCCAACUAUGAUGUUGACAAGGGAACACUUAUGCUUACUGAUUGGGGUCACACUACGGUUGACGAGCAAUAUCAAUAUGCUCAAACUGCUGGUCCACCAGUCAUGGAUACAGGCCUUAUAAAUGGUACGAAUGUUUUUGGAGAAGAUGGUGCUAGUAAUCAGACUGGUUCACGUUUCUCAACUAGUGUUACAUCAGGCACCUCAUAUCGAUUCCGUCUUGUGAAUAGUGCUAUCGAUAGUCACUUUAAAUUCUCGGUUGAUAAUCACAUUUUAACUGUUAUGGCAAAUGAUCUUGUUCCUAUCGUACCUUACCAAACUCAGGUUCUCAACAUUGCUAUCGGUUAGUGUUGCCCUAAUUCUCAUCAUCAAAAAAUACGUACUAACAGCUUUCUUCCAGGGCAACGCUACGAUGUAAUCGUAACCGCAAACCAAGCUUCCCUCGCCUCUGAUUUCUGGAUUCGAGCUAUUCCCCAAGCAUCCUGUUCGGAGAAUAACAACCCAAGUAACAUCAAAGGUAUUCUUCACUAUGGGAGUUCAACCGGCAUCCCCACAACCACCGGCUACAACUUCACCGAUGAAUGUGUCGACGAAUCCCCCUCAUCCCUAAUCCCCUUCCUCCCAAAAACCGUAUCGGCCUCCUCCAAAUCCGCCGACGAAGCCGUAACCGUCGCCCAAAACUCCAACCAACUCUUCAAAUGGUACCUCAACAACUCGACCUUCCUAACCGAAUGGGAAGACCCCACACUCCUCAUGGUCGAAAAAGAAAUCACCACCUUCACCACCGCAAAUAACCUCAUCGAGCUCCCCAACGCAAACGAAUGGAUCUACCUAAUAAUCCACUCACGCAUACCCGUCCCCCACCCGAUCCAUCUCCACGGCCACGAUUUCUACGUCAUUUCCCAACAAGCUUCCGUUUACGACCCUGCUACCGCAGUUGCCACAUACAAUCUUAAUAAUCCGCCUCGAAGGGACGUGGCUAGUUUACCCGCGGGAGGAUAUCUCGUGUUGGCUUUCGAGACGGAUAAUCCGGGGGCGUGGUUGGCGCAUUGUCAUAUUGGGUGGCAUGCUAGUGAAGGGUUUGCGAUGCAGUUUCUUGAGAGGGCGAGUGAAAUUCCGGGGAUUUUGGAUGUGGCGUCUUUGCAGGGGACUUGUGAUCAGUGGAAUCGGAAUGCAGUUCAUCAGGAGGAUUCGGGGAUUUAGGGGUUAGUGGCUCAAGGGGGUCUUUUGUAUAUAUAAUUUUCGAUUUUCUUUCGUUUUUCUUGGAUUUGGAUGUGGAUUUGAAUUGGGAUUUGUGGGGUGGAAAGUUGAUGGUGGGUGGAUUGCAGAUGUUUUUAUAUAUAUCCCAUGAUUGAACCUUUGAGGAUAAUGUUAAUGCUCUUUUUUAUUUUAUCAUAAAGAAGAGAAGGAAGAGGAAAGAUAUCAUAGAUAGAUAGAUAGAUAGAU
Sclerotinia trifoliorum is the source of this 2816-nucleotide messenger RNA. Lineage: Eukaryota; Fungi; Ascomycota; Leotiomycetes; Helotiales; Sclerotiniaceae. The record is from the annotation of a GenBank genome assembly.